This is a messenger RNA of Pelobates fuscus (common spadefoot toad), 5275 nucleotides long. RefSeq names its product NACHT and WD repeat domain containing 1 (gene NWD1). The record is from RefSeq and is a predicted model, not a curated record. The transcript is spliced from 22 exons. Gene Ontology annotation, molecular function: protein binding. The coding region runs from base 155 to 4960 and encodes 1601 amino acids. NCBI's taxonomy places the organism in Eukaryota, Metazoa, Chordata, Amphibia, Anura, Pelobatidae.
CUUGAAAUUCUUAAAACCUCCAGGGACAAUAUGUGUAAAAUGUUCUGACUUCUGAAAUUUUUAUUCAGGAAAUGCAAUUUGUAAGGCAUUUAAAUUGGACAUAAGGUAUUGGUCCCCCAGAAAAUUGGAAGAAAAGAACAGAUUAUCCAGUAAAAUGGAUAUUAAAAAUAUACUUAGAGGGAGAAAGACCACCCUUCCUACAGAACCAUCCAACUCCGUGAGAAUUUUCAUAAGUUCCACUUUUUCAGAUAUGGCAGAAGAGCGUGAUAUGCUUAUGGAGCUGGCCUAUCCGGAGAUACAGGCUUUUUGCCAGAAGAACGGACUCACAUUUGAGGUUGUAGAUAUGCGGUGGGGAGUCCGCGACUAUGCAACUGUAGAUCAUAUGACAACAGAGCUAUGUAUGAAAGAGAUCGAAUUCUGCCGGCGGACAUCAAUGGGGCCUUUCUUUAUUGGUCUGGUUGGACAGCGUUAUGGUUUCAGACCCAUCCCUAGAAUCAUUAAUGAGGAGGAAUUCAUCAUUCUCUAUAACAAGAUUCAAAGAAAUGAUUCUGAUGCUCAGCUAUUGACUCACUGGUUUUGGAAAGAUAUGAAUGCAGUUCCCCCCAAUUACAUCCUACAACCAAUCACAGUUCACCUUCCCUACUAUGGUGACACUAAUCCGGCCCGUGCAGAUCUACAAAUGCAGGAUAUGAAAAAAUGGAGGUGGAUAGAAAGACAGCUCACUUUAGCCCUUCGAUCAGCUGCCACUGAUGCACAGAAAGAAGGACUAAUUACGUCAGAACAAAAACACAAAUAUUUUAAGUCAGUGACUGAAUAUGAAAUUGAAGCUGGUCUCUUGGCCUCCAAAACCAAUGAGUUGAGGUCAGUGAUGUUUUUCCGGGAAGUGAAGGAUCUGGAGUUCAGUGCUAAACGUUCCAAAUAUCUGGAUGUCAAAGAAGAUGGCAGCUUGGAUACAGAAGCUCAGGAAUUUCUGGGUUACCUCAAGGAGAGAAUUGCCCAGAAUCAUCCACAUGAAGUGAAGAAACAUAUAGUUGAAAUAAGCAAACCAACAAAAAGUUCAUACUUUAAGGAACUUUGUGAUCAAGUCAUUGCUGUAGUCAACCAUCAAAUAUUGAACUAUCUGACCAGAGAGAUACCAAGCGAGACAGGAUCAGAGAUUCAGCCCUGGCUGGGAUGGCUAAUGCAAGAAGUAACACACCAUUUAUCCCUAUCGCAUGAGAAAUCACAAAUCUUCUGUGGACAGCAGGAGUUGCUGCAUAGAAUUUUGGGGAAUAUAAAAGAUGAAGCUGAUCGUAUUCGCCCCCCACUUGUGAUUUCUGGUACCUCAGGUUCUGGAAAAACUGCACUAAUGUGCAAAAUUUUCGAAAUGCUAAGAUUAGAUGCAUCCAAUAAUGGAGGUCCUGUUCUGGUGCUACGGUUGCUUGGGACCUCACCUCAAAGUUCAGAGAUCCAUGAUGUCCUGAAGAGUAUUUGCUACCAGGUAUGUUUAGCUUUUGAACUGCCAGCUCCAUCUACCCAAGUCACUAACACUUACAAUGAGACAGUGAGAUUUUUCCACCAACUUCUCACACUUGUAUCUGAGAAGAGGACAGAGCCUCUGGUGUUGAUCUUGGACUCACUCGAUCAACUCUCACAAUCUGACGGUGCCCACCAUCUACAUUGGCUUCCAAAAGAAUGUCCAAUUAAUGUGCAUAUUCUAGUUUCCACUUUACCUGAAGAAGGAGGUAUACUAAAUACCCUACAUGCAUUCAUCAAAGACCCCAAAUUAUACCUGGAGGUGCAGCCACUGUCUCCUGAACAUUGCGGUCAAAUGAUUGAGAAGCUCAUGUCUUUAACUGGUCGCAGUCUGAUUCCUGCUCAACUAGAAAUUGUCUUAAAUAGCUUCAAGAUCUGUGGACAACCAUUGCUCCUCAGAUUAGCUUUUGAUGAGGCCAAAAGGUGGGCAUCUUAUACACCACUCACAGAACUCAAAAUUGCCACAAGCACAAAAGAAGCAGUGCGUAUGCUGUAUCAGCGUCUGGAAGUGCUUCAUGGUAGUGUGCUAGUAUCACAUGCCUUGGGAUAUAUUGUAGCUUCCAGGAAUGGGCUCUCAGAAGCAGAGCUGAAAGACAUACUGUCAUUGGAUGAUGACAUUCUCUCAGAUAUAUACCAGUAUUGGGCCCCUCCUAGCAAUGAUGUAAUCCGAUUUCCUACUUUGUCUUGGACUCGUCUACACUAUGACUUGGAAGGUUACCUAGUGGAGAGGCAGGCAGAUGGUAGUACAGUACUGGGCCUAUAUCACAGGCAAUUCAUUGAAGUGGCUCGGGACAUGUACCUGACUGGCUCUGAAAAAAUCAAAUUGCAUCGUACAAUGGCUGAAUAUUUUAUGGGCACAUGGAGUAUGGGUAAAAAACGUCCCAUUUACUUAGCAUUGAUCAAGAAAUCCCUGAACGCUGACAGGAAGGUUGCACCACAGCCCUUGUGGUUUUCAGGUGAUAGACCAAAUCUGAGAAAAAUGAGUGAGCUUCCAUACCACUUGCUGAAAGCAAAUCGCUUUGGUGAGCUAGAAAGUAAAGUUUUAGGUGACAUGGAUUGGAUAGUCAGCAAAAUUGUCUCAUGUGGAAUUAACAGUGUUAUCAAAGACUUUGAGAUGUCUGUGGGAAGCUUGGAUAACGAUCAACUGCACCUUGUGCUUGAAACAUUGAGACUCUUCCAGCCAACUAUUAAUUUUAUUGAGGGUUCUGUAGACCCUUGCAUCAUAUACACAGAGAUGUUAGCAAGACUACUCUUCUUCAAAGAGUCCUGUUCAUCCCUAAUUGGUGAGCUGUGUCAGCAGAGUAAGUCUUUGUUUGACAAAUAUCCACAUCCCACCUUCAUACCUAAAUGUGGCUUUUUCCAGCCUCCCGGUGGACCGCUGCAAACUACGCUUACUGGCUUCAAAAAAGGCAUCACUGUUACGGAAGUCAGCACAAACCAAGAUCUUCUUGUUGUGGGCUCUGAAGAUGGGACAAUGAUAGUGUGGAACAUUGAGGACAUUGAAGUUAUUCAUACCCUGAUUGGCCACACUGCGGCAAUAACAUGUGUAAAAGUGUUUGGAAAAGGAGCUAGAGCAGUUUCUGGCUCCCUGGACAAUACCUUGCUCAUCUGGAACCUGAUAACUGGCAAAGCAUGCCUGCGAAUUCAAGAGGACCACAGUAUCUAUGAAAAUGCUUAUCUGCACGUUGAUGAGAAGACUGGGAUAAUUUACUCAGCAGCAGGGUCUCAGGUCAAUGCCUGGAAUAUGGAAUCAGGAGAACUCAUUCUAAACUUCUCGCCUGGGGUUCCUAAUGUCCCAAUUCAAGCAGCAGUGCUGUUACCACAGCAGCUUCUAAUCACUGUAACAGAAGGUGGGACGGUUCAUUUUUGGGAUAGUGCCACAAGAGAGCUCCGUGGAUCACGUCAGCUACCAGGAGUGUCCGGAGAGGCAGCAGAACCAGUCUGCAGCUGUGUCAUCCCCAAACAUGGGAAAAUUGUGGUUGGGUUCAAAAAUGGUGCCUUGGCACUGAUUUCUUCCGGUGGGGCUGUGUCAACAGAGAUGAUGCCCAGUGCCCUGUCCUUUGUGGUGGCAGCUGAUGAUGAAUCAUUGUUUGCCGCAGGGUUUGGGAAGCAGGUUCAAGUUUUCCGAGCUGAUUCGAAUAAUGUUAGGACAUUUCUGGCUACCUUCUUGGAACAUCAGGAUAUAGUAGAAUCUGCUGCCAUCAACAGCAAAAAGAACAUUAUAGUGACCGGUUCACGAGACGAAACAAUCAGGGUAUGGAAUUUGUCUCAGAGAGGUAUGCUUAUGGACAGUUUCUAUGGAAUGGGAAUGCCGGUCACUGCAUUGGCCAUGAAAGGCAGCACUGUAGUGUCUUCUUCACGCAGUGCUUACUACCUAAAGUUGUGGAACCUGGAUUAUGAUCAAAAACACAAGACAAUACCGCCGUUCCAAGACCUCAGUGGCUGUGUUACAUUUUCAGAUUCAGGAAACCGGGUGUAUUUCCCAAGGACUGGAGAUCAACACAAGAUUGUUGUUUGGGACUCUGUGCAAGGGCGGAUGGAUGAUUUACUAGAAGCCUCUUCAGAAGUGACCUGCUUAGAAGUUGCAGAGCAGAAGAAGGUUCUGUUUUGUGGUUUGAGCUCUGGCACAGUGUUAUUGUUCCCUCUGGACCAGAGACAAGAUGUUGAAUGCAUACCCCCUCCUGACCUCAAUUUGACUGUGCUGUGUUUGUCACUAAGCAAACUUGAGAGUAGACUUGCUGUGGGUUACCAUAACCUCAUACUUCUGUUUAAUGUUACCCAAGGAAACCCUCUGCCAUCACUGGAUCCUAUAUGCUCAGUUCAUCCAAGUUUCUCCAGCCCUGUGUACCGAGUAGCCGCCCUGGAAAAUGGUCACAUAUUCUAUGGAACAACAGGAGGGGACCUUUGUCUUUUCAAAAGUGAAGAAAAUGAGAGUUGCUCGAUGGAGGGUCAUAAGAGUAAAAUUACAUGUCUGGCAAUAAGUAACAAGGAAUUAUAUGCACUUAGUGGCUCUGACGAUGCAGUCCAACGUCUUUGGAACCUAAAAACCAUGGACUGGGAACAUGAGAUGUGUUACAAGGGAUUCUUUUUCAAUGGUGUUGAUUGUGCCUGCUUCUCCAUGGAUGAUCACUAUAUUUAUACUGGAUCUAAGGAUCGAGCCAUCAAAGUGUGGGAUGUUUUAACUGGUUCACUUCUUGCUGUACAGUAUGUGUACGCAACCGUCACUCGUAUUAUACCUACUACCGAUGGUUUCAUUGGCACCACAAGGCUUGGAUACAUUAUACGAGAAGAAUUCCGGUGCCCAGAGAUCAUCAGCCCUCAGUAUAACCCAAUACAGAACAUCAAGGCUACCUGUACACUUAAUUCCAAGAAACCUAAAGACAGAAACCAUAAAGCUGUAAUAACUUCCAAGCCAAAAAAAUCACGAAUCUGUCAAAUUGUAUAACUAGAUCUCAGUAAUGUCCUAUAUGGUAACAUCUGCAUUUGAAUGAAAAUAUCAGAAUGGUUACUUUGUAGUUAUUAAAUCAUCCAGCGUUUAUAAAAUAAAUAUUUGCUGGGUUUUAUGAAAUUCCUUAAAUAUAAGCAAAACUAAAAAAGGCAGACAAUUUUGUGUUUAGCCAUAUCUGAUAUAUCAGAGCUGUUUUCUCAAAACAGUUGUUCACCAAGACAGAGGAGGCCGGCUGUAUCAUAUAGCCUAUAUAACUGACAGAGAACCAAAUAUCAACAAUAUAACAUAUGAAACUCAGCCAGCCUUUGAGGA